CUCUCGCGAGAACUCCCCCGCCCGGCUCCGACAUGGCUGCCGCGGAGUCGCCGUCGCCGCCCGGCACAAUCAUGGCGCCGAGGCUCGGCCGUCCCGUAGAUGGACUGAACGAGGCGGCCGCCCUCAACAAAAAUGGCCGCCGCCGCCCGGACUACCAGGCCGAGGGAACCUUUUUCCCCCCGGCGGGGCCUCCCCGGUUCCGGCUUCGUCGUUCGCGGCGGGGCCGGAAGACCCGUCGGGGGACGGACCGCCCUUCCUCCCAGGCCCGACGGGAGAGAGCAAGAGAACCGAGCUUCCCAUCGGCAGAGGAGGCCCACUCAGGCCCGCCGCGGAGCACGCCGGGAGCCCCGCCCGGGCCAAUCGCCGUCCGCGGGCGCGGGGCAUGCCGGGAGUCUGGCCAAGGCCGAGGCCGCGCCGAGAGGCGGCACGCGGUGCAUGACUGCAGGAGUCCCGACAGCUCUUCGCUCAGCAGCUCUCCCCCCCUGCGGGGCCCGGGGUCCUCCCCGCCGCCUGAGGCUGCCCCCCCUCUGCCCCCCUCCAUGAUCGGCUCGGCCAUGACCAGCUCCAUCGGCGGGCUGGGCUCUCCCUUCCCGGUCAUCAGCUCCUCCAUGGGCUCCCCGGGACUGCCGGCCACCCCCUCCAUCGGCUACGGGCCCGUCAGCAGCCCCCAAAUCAACUCCACGGUGAACCUGUCCGGCCUCCACUCGGUCAGCAGCUCGGAAGACGUGAAGCCCCCCGUGGGCAUGAGGGUCCUGCCGGGACACCCCCACAGCGGGCUGAUGCCCGGGAAGCGGCUGUGCGCCAUCUGCGGGGACCGGUCCUCGGGGAAGCACUACGGGGUCUACAGCUGUGAGGGCUGCAAGGGCUUCUUCAAGCGCACCAUCCGGAAGGACCUGACCUACACGUGCCGCGACAACAAGGACUGCAUCGUGGACAAGCGCCAGCGGAAUCGCUGCCAGUACUGCCGCUACCAGAAAUGCCUGGCCACGGGCAUGAAACGCGAAGCCGUGCAGGAGGAGCGCCAGCGGGGCAAGGAGAAGGACGGGGACUGCGAGCUGGCCGGCUCGGGGGCCAACGAGGACAUGCCCGUGGAGAAGAUCCUGGAGGCCGAGCUGGCCGUGGAACAGAAGUCGGACCAAGGCGUCGACGGAGCCGGCAUGGGGGGCAGCUCGGUGAGUUGGGGAAGGGGAGCAGCGGGAUCAGAGCGGUCCCUCCACCCCAUCGACACAGACGAGCCCAACGACCCAGUGACCAACAUCUGCCAGGCUGCAGACAAGCAGCUCUUCACGCUGGUGGAGUGGGCCAAGCGCAUCCCCCACUUCUCGGAGCUGCCCCUCGACGACCAGGUCAUCCUGCUCCGGGCCGGCUGGAAUGAGCUGCUGAUCGCCUCUUUCUCCCACCGGUCCAUUUCGGUGAAGGACGGGAUUCUGCUGGCCACGGGGCUGCACGUCCACCGCAACAGCGCCCACAGCGCCGGCGUGGGGGCCAUCUUCGACAGGGUGCUGACCGAGCUGGUGUCCAAAAUGCGAGACAUGCGGAUGGACAAGACGGAGCUGGGCUGCCUCCGCGCCAUCAUCCUCUUCAACCCAGAUGCCAAGGGGCUCUCCAACCCCGGGGAGGUGGAGCUGCUGCGGGAGAAAGUCUACGCCUCGCUAGAGUCCUACUGCAAGCAGAAGUAUCCGGAUCAGCAGGGGAGGUUUGCCAAGCUGCUGCUGCGCCUGCCCGCCCUGCGGUCGAUCGGCCUGAAGUGCCUGGAGCACCUCUUCUUCUUCAAGCUGAUCGGGGACACCCCCAUCGACACCUUCCUGAUGGAGAUGCUGGAAGCCCCCCACCAGAUGUCCUGACAGGCCCCCCAACUGCCACCACCGUCCCCUCCCAGGACCGGAGGACUGCUGCCAAGAAGGCCGGGGGGAGGCCCACCCCGCCCGGGUGCUCUGCGUUGAGGCAGGGGGCUGUACUCCCCAGCCACAGUGGGGUGGGGGGGGCCUAGCCCCCUCCCGGGCUUCGCCUAAACCAGGGGGGGUCAAACUGCUGGGCCCGCCCCAUCGCCGGGAAUGGCAGAACUCUGCCGAUACGUCGAACGGUGUCGCGCGACGUCGCGAGUUUGACAUGUCUGGCCUAAAUUAGGGGGUCCUCAGUUGGGGAAGGGGCUCCCCGUAACACUUCUCCCCCCAAUCGGUUUGCCUGAGAAGCCCCUGGGUUGGGGGAGGGACGUGCCAGGGCUCCUCUGGGGGGGGGAGAGAGCAAGGACCCCUCCCCCCAUUGCAGCUCAGGAAGCGCCCCUUUCCUGCUGCCUUGCCCCCCACCCCACCCCAAGCCGGCUUUUUGGCAGUGGGUUCACGGUUCUCCAUUGGUUCCUGUUUCUUGGGGGGGCUCCUCUGCCCCCCCACCCUCUUCUGGCUUAGCACUUUUGACUGUAUCGGCCCUCAUCUAUGCAAGGGGCGCGGCCUGGGGGGGCCACAGGCCACGCCCUCAGGCCAGACUACCCACUCGCCCCCCCCUCCAGGUGCAGAGGAGCCUCACUGCCCCCCCAUCCUUGGGGUGCCCCAGGGGCUGGGCUCCCCCCACCCCCACCAAGUGGAUAGGGGGCUGCCCUCCCUGCAGCUGGAUUGGAAGCCCCUCCCUGCCCCCCCCUUUGCCAAUGCCCUUCCCUUGCGGCUCUAACCACUGACUAUGUAAGGCCUGAUGGGGGGGCUCCCCCAGUCUCCCCCCACCCCCGGCCCAUACGCGUCUUGCUGUUUCCUCUGUCCCCCCCCCUUCCCAUUUAUGUGACCUUCCCCAAAUAAUCCCUUUUGGGGAAUACGUUGUUUUAAUCAACCCCCCCCUUCAGCUGUCCCCCCCUCCUGCUUUCUGUUUCUCUUCCCCCAUUUUAAUUGGGUGUCUGGGGCAGUCUCUUUGCCCCCCCCCUCCCUUACCCUGAAUCAGGAAUGCAGAACUUUUGAGCAUGUGCAGAGUGCCAGGCCGGGAUGUUGUCAGAGGCUUCCUUAUGGAAGAGAUGGACCCUCCGCCUGUUUGGGGGGGGGAUUUGGGUGAUGUCGCCAUGCCUCCCUGAGCAUCAGCCCCCCCCCUCUCUGAGGGUGGCCAUAUCCGGUCGGGAGUGGGCGACGUGUAUCCCCCCCCCGGCCCACGCGCGAGGGCGGCCUUUCCACGGCCUGCGAAGCCGGGGCCUCUGCCCGAUGGACUACUACGUUUCCAUAGUUUUGAAAUCCUAGUUAGGUUUCUCUGUGGCUUCUGCUCAGCCGGGUUGAUAAAAAAACACAGCUGUUGUGUUUGCAUUACGUACCACGCAAAUAAACCAUGGAUUGUGGUUUAA
Crotalus tigris (Tiger rattlesnake) is the source of this 3313-nucleotide messenger RNA. RefSeq names its product retinoid X receptor beta (gene RXRB). Gene Ontology annotation, cellular component: RNA polymerase II transcription regulator complex; nucleus. The transcript is spliced from 10 exons. Gene Ontology annotation, biological process: positive regulation of transcription by RNA polymerase II; cell differentiation; anatomical structure development. Lineage: Eukaryota; Metazoa; Chordata; Lepidosauria; Squamata; Viperidae. Bases 33 to 1844 code for a protein of 603 amino acids. Gene Ontology annotation, molecular function: zinc ion binding; nuclear receptor activity; nuclear steroid receptor activity. The record is from RefSeq and is a predicted model, not a curated record.